Brassica rapa (field mustard) is the source of this 2021-nucleotide messenger RNA. RefSeq names its product UPF0565 protein C2orf69. Gene Ontology annotation, cellular component: mitochondrion. The record is from RefSeq and is a predicted model, not a curated record. Lineage: Eukaryota; Viridiplantae; Streptophyta; Magnoliopsida; Brassicales; Brassicaceae.
AUGAUCAUGUACCAUGAAAUAGAGUUUAAUAUACAUUAAUAGAUAUGUAGAAUGUGUUUAGAAAUUUUAAAACAACACUAAUGAUCAUAUGCUUGAGUAUAUAGAACAUUUAUCAAAAAACUCAAUAUUUUCAUAGGGGUUAAAACAUAAAUUUUGAGAAAAACUAAAAAAUAUGAUAAUAUUGUUUUAUAGCAUGGUUGCAUCAUGCACUAACAUAUGAUGAAGUUUAAAGAUGUUUGAAACCUUUCUUGUCUCUGUUUUUUUAGUGAAUAGCGAUUUUAUAGUGGUUCAUCCACCAAUUUAGGGAGUUUUAUGAAUUUAUACUAAAUUUAUUUCUAAAAAAUUUUAAAAAAAUUUCAUGUACCAUGAAAGACAGUUUAAUAUAUAUUAAUAUAAAUGUAGUAUAUAUUUAGAAAUUUUAAAACAACAUUAAAGCAUUUACCGAAAAACUCAAUAUUUUCGUAGAGAUCUUAGUCGUGGUCAAUCGUUGUACUUGACAGUUAAAACUAAGAAAACUAAUCACAUUAUAAAAUCUAAAUAGUUAAUUUUCUACCUAACAUUGCUAUUUAUUUAUUUAUUGAUAUAUUUCCGGCACCUAAUUCUCUAUUUUAAUAAUCAGAACGAUCCAGAUUUUUUAAAGAAUAUUAUUAGGUGCUACACGAGAAUAGUUAAAUAAUCAAUGUCAUAAGAUUUACAAACUGAUUAUAAUUAAUCACGUUUUAUCCUGUAGUCUUCUCUAGUACAGUCCCUUGUUGUUACUUGACUUGCCCACCACUUGUUCGUCAAUAUUCCCCUACACAGCCGUCUUAUCAAAACCACACCUUUAACUCACUAAAAACGUUUCUUUGGAGGAACCCAAGUCAAAUUUUUCUUGAUCAUGGAACGUUGGUCUAGCGUCUUGAAGAUUCCCUUGAUUGCUACUUCUAGUAACUACUACAGAGUUGCAGCUUCUCUCUGCCUCUCUGAAGUGCCUUCUGCAAACGCUAUAUUCUUCCAUGGAGACAGAGUUCGAGACACUGGGAACCCUGUGAUAGAGAGGCUUUAUGAUUUGCAGAAAGUUGCUGAGGUUAUAGUUUCUAAAUUUGGAAACUCUGUUAACGCUUGGGUUGUUGAAGCUUCUGUCUUUAACGGACCCUUUGCUGUCUACAAGGACUUUGUUCCUUUAGUGAACCGGUACGGAGAGCCAACAGCAUCUUAUUCUCCUAUUGGCUUCCCAGCUUCUUCAUCCAUAGUCUCUCUUUUGUCCAGUUUCCUUCAGGAGGCAGAGAGUCGUGUUUUGAAGGAAGGUAAAGAUGUGUAUUGGAGAAGCUCGCUUGCGGACAGUCCCAGAACGAUUCUUCUUGGGUUUAGCAAGGGUGGAGUUGUGAUGAACCAGAUUCUGAGUGAGAUGAGUUCCUUGGAGACAAACUCAGCGGACGAGCACGAAGAGAUUGGGAUGGUUCCAGCCUCCAAAGAAAGUUUCCUCAAAAGCAUUUCUGAAGUUCAUUACAUAGAUGUAGGGCUGAACUCCUCUGGCGCCUACAUCACUGAUCAGAACGUCGUCCAGAGAAUCUCCCAACGCCUUACAGGAGGAGGAAGCUCGGUGAGUGUUUUCGUUCACGGGACUCCCAGGCAGUGGCGUGACGAGCAGCGUGGCUGGAUUGUAAAGGAGAAAGAUGAGCUGGUUCGGUUGCUGAAGUCUGAAGGUGAGAACUCUGGUGGGAAGCUACAAGUCCAUGAAAGGUUCUAUUUUGCUGACAGAGUUCCUGACCUGCAAAUGCACUUUGAGAUCAUUGAUGUUAUGGAUGUGUCGUCAGCAUGAUGAUGUCACUGUCUCAACGUAAUAUUGUUAGUACUUUCAAACUUUUAAUGAAUAACCGUUGCGGUGCUAGAUGAUGCAAUAAAGAGAACAGUAAAGAUGGUUUACUCAAAACGAGAUAAAGAGUAACACAAGUCUCAUAUGUCACACACGGCCUAGCUUUGCUUGGGCUUUGGCUUAGUUCUGUGUAUUUGAGAUAAUAGAAGGAACUCUUUUAAGUAAA